Molecule: messenger RNA, 4018 nt
Organism: Myripristis murdjan (pinecone soldierfish)
Lineage: Eukaryota; Metazoa; Chordata; Actinopteri; Holocentriformes; Holocentridae
Product: atlastin-3-like
Exons: 14
Coding region: 158-1693 (511 amino acids)
Molecular function (GO): GTP binding; GTPase activity
Source: RefSeq, a predicted model, not a curated record
CUCGGUAAAGACGGAAGCCUGUCAAGUUUCGCAGUGGAAAAAAGUUCUCAUGGUUGUUUUCAUGUCAGUGUAAGGUUUCAAGUCGUUUCUCCAACUCGCAUGUCUUUCUGCUGAAGCCGCUUGUUUUAGGAUACCAAAGGGACCAAUACAUCUAACCAUGGGGCAUAAUCCAGGCCCGGUUCAGAUUGUCACGGUGUGCAGGGAGGAUCAUUCCUUUGCUUUGGACACAGAGGCUUUGGGGAAAGUCUUGUUGGCCCCCGAGGUCAGAGACAAGCAUGUAGUGGUGCUCUCAGUGGCUGGAGCCUUCCGGAAGGGGAAGAGCUUCCUGCUUGACUUCAUGCUCCGUUACAUGUAUAGAACGGAUGAUGAAAACUGGCUGGGUGAGGAUGACGAGCCCCUGACUGGAUUUUCCUGGAGAGGAGGUUCAGAGCCAGAAACAACAGGCAUCCAGCUGUGGAGCGAGGUUUUCCUUGUCCCAAAGAGUGAUGGAACAGAGGUAGCAGUGGUAUUGAUGGACACCCAGGGAGCCUUUGACAACCAAUCCACUGUGAAGGACUGUGCCACCAUAUUUGCCCUGAGCACCAUGACCAGCUCCAUGCAGAUCUACAACCUUUCACAGAACAUUCAGGAAGAUGAUCUGCAGCAGCUACAGCUUUUCACGGAGUAUGGUCGUCUCGCCAUGGAUGAAAUAUUCCUAAAGCCCUUUCAAUCUUUGAUGUUCCUAAUCAGGGAUUGGAGCUUCCCUUAUGAAUACACCUACGGCUUGAAAGGGGGCAGUGAGUUCCUGGAUAAACGGUUACAGGUUAAGGAGGCCCAGCAUGAGGAGCUGCAAACGGUGAGGGAGCACAUCCACUCUUGCUUCACCGACAUUUCUUGUUUCCUGUUACCUCAUCCGGGGUUGAAGGUUGCCACCAGCCCUACGUUCGAGGGCCAACUUCAAGAUGUGGCGCCCGAGUUCAGAAAGGAGCUGAAGACCUUGAUCCCUGCUCUGCUGCACCCGGACAAACUGGCCGAGAAAGAAAUCAAUGGCAACAAAGUCACUUGCAUGGGCCUGCUUGAGUUCUUCAAGGCGUACAUCAAGAUUUACCAGGGAGAAGACUUGCCACACCCAAAGUCCAUGCUGCAGGCAACAGCAGAGGCCAAUAAUCUGGCAGCAGUGGCAGCAGCUAAAGACCAAUAUUACAAGAACAUGGAAAAGGUUUGCGGAGGAGACCUGCCCUAUGUGGCCCCCGAGUCUCUCGAGCAGAAGCACGACUUUUUCUUCCGGGAGGCUCUUCACACCUUUUCGUCCACCAAGAAGAUGGGCGGACAGGAGUUCUGCGACCGUUACCAAGCACAGCUGGAAGUAGAGCUCGGAGAAAUGUGGCAGUCUUUCAGUAAGCACAAUGCGUCAAAAAAUCUCUUCAGUGCAUUCCGGACACCUGCAGUGCUGUUUGUCCUCGUGUGCCUCCUGUACGUGCUGUCGGGGAUACUGAUCUUCAUCGGUCUGACCACCGUUGCCGUGGCGUGUGACUGUGUUUUGGGCCUGGCUAUGGUUGCCAUGCUGACCUGGGCCUUCGUGCGCUACUCUGGCCGGUACCGGGGAGUAGGAGGAGCCAUCGACCAGGCGGCGGGCGUCAUCCUGGAGCAGGCCACUGUGGUGGUGAACAAGUCGAGAGGGACAAGCACUCCUGAGCAGAAGAAAUCCAGUUAGAGGACCUCUGAACCUUCGUAAUCUCGAUGCAAUGCAACCAGCGCACAACACAAGCACACAUUCAGCUCUAAAGCCUUAUCAUGCCACCCCUUGGAACAAACAUGCAGCAAACAAAACUACAUUGGCACCGGGUAAAUAAUGAUGCCAAUUCACCAGCAUCUUCUCAUGUGUAGAGUAUUCUGCCUGUUAAAGUCUAAACAUGUGUAAAGCUGAGUGGAGUCACUGAGGCAGGGAGUCAGCACUGCCUAACACCUCUUACUGUUACUUGGCGUCUUACAUCGACAUUGCCAUCAUUUUACGUGUUUACCAUUGGUCUUAAUGGACAGCCUGUUGUUUACCUAGAAACCUACAACUUUUUUUUAUUUUUGUUUGUUUAAAUUUAAAUUGAAUGCACCAUACUUUAAUGUUAAUGACCAUUGCUCAGUCAGGGGUAGCCAGGGUGCUGUUCAAAGACACAAAGCUUCAGCAGUGUAUCUUUAAACAAAUUACUAUAAUAAGCUGGCUUUAAUGCAUAAAUGCAUAUACAUUUAUACAUCUUUACCUUGAGGCUAUAUUUUUUACCACUCUGUGGCCUUAAAUACAUUCCAUUCUAUUUGUAAUUUUGCAAUAUGUUUGAUAUAAACUAGCAGUUCCAGUAGGUUAACUGACACUAUUUUGCAAUGAGAACAGGAAAAGCACUUUCGCAAAGCACAGCAGAUCUUUUCUGACUUAAUGUGGAAACGUUAUGUACGCAAAUGAUGACAUGUUGCAUCGUUAUUCUUGUGAGUUUAUGAUGCUUUGCUGUUUAUUCCUUGAUGGUAGUUAUAGUUUGUAGAUUUAGAUAAUCUUUGUCAAGGGAAAUUAUUUAGCACAACUUUUGGUAUUUUCUAAAAACUUCCAACUCCAAAGAUAAUAUAUUAUUUGAAUACUGAGAGGUGAUAAACAUUCAACACAGAUUACAACUGGUGACCAGUCAGCCAAAGAGUUAGCUUUAAUACAAUGUUUGUGAAUAGGCACUUUUUGAACAUAUUUUGGCCCUGCAAUCUUAUCACUUUGAAUAGUCCAGUCCAUAGAGGUGAUUUUUAGGAAUACAUUGAUCUAAAUCUCUCUGAUGCAACACAGAGCACAUGGUUGGCCAGCACACUGCAAGUAAAGGAAUCACAGCUUUGAACAUUUUUUUGUUUCAGACUGAACUGUUCUCCAUAGAGGGUGUGUUAUGGUGUGUUUUAUCUGACCUGCUAAAAACCUGUAUUAACUUUAGUGUCAGCUUGUUAACUUAAAACUCAGUUUUCAACACAAGCAAAAACAAACUGCUCUCUUUUCGGUUAAAUGCUCAUUAAACAUGGCAGUGAGAUAUAAAUCCUGCCUCAGAGCUGCAUAGAUGACUUAAAGGUUAAUGUAAUGGUUGCACAACUUCUUACCUAUAUUACAUGGAAAAAGCUGCUUUAGGUGCAGUUUGACACUGAUGAUCCUCAUUUACAUGCAGCCGUUUAACCAGCCAACCAUGUUUUCCACACAUCAAUCACAUGGUGAGCAGGGCCAUGUGGGGCCAAGGGCUUCCCAAGCCAAAUCAGAAAGACUUUGAUUAUUCACCAGUGUGGCAUACGGUAGACAGAUCAUCCGUGCACACUAGUAAAUGAAAAUCCGAAACAGAAACAUUGGCUCGGAGAAACCUCUACUUUGGCAAAGCCAGCGUUUAAAAUGCAAAGAGGCUGUCGGACUGUCUGGCCUAUGUGAAAAUUUGAUCCAAAGAUUCAGAAAAUAGUUGCAUUGCACUUUAUAGAAGUAUUUUUAAUAACAUACAAAUGACUUGACUAUACAUACUAAUCGAUCAUAACACACACUGCACUGAAAUAGGAAAAAUGCCCCACAAAAAAGGCUGUCAUCUUUCCAGUGUUUAUCCUGCAUAUUUGUCAGUACCCUCAGAUGAACUCACACUGUGUGAACUUUAAUCUCACGGGAUUACAUUACGGUAUACCCUAAGUCAUAAGAGACAGGGCCAAAAUAUAAAAACUCACUAUGCUUAACUAGACAAGUAUGGAGGACAAGAGACUUGUUUUUUUUUUUCCUGAGAAAUUCUAAAUCUAUGAUCUCUGAUCUUCACUUUGCACAUUCCACUUCUGUUCCUUUCCAUAAGAGGAGGAAGACUCAGAUGUUGUAAAGCAUUUAAUAUUGCACUGCCCCUCCUUGUCUAUGUGCUUUCUACCCAGGCUACAGCUCAUUCUGAAAGCGAUGAGAUGCAUGAUAUUUUUUGCAGUUACUGCUAUUGUAACCAUCUUUUUGCAGGAGUAUGGUGGCCUUGAUUUGAAAUGCUGUUUUAUAAAGAAUAAACAGAGCUUGAAAGAA